Messenger RNA from Vavraia culicis subsp. floridensis, 315 nucleotides. RefSeq lists its product as uncharacterized. The record is from RefSeq and is a predicted model, not a curated record. NCBI's taxonomy places the organism in Eukaryota, Fungi, Microsporidia, Pleistophoridae. The transcript has a single exon. Bases 1 to 315 code for a protein of 104 amino acids.
AUGCCAGCAUUGCGAUGCGUAUCAAACAACUGCGGAGACAUCUCAGAAGAGGAAAUAAGCACUAACGAUCAGAACAACAUAACAAUCCAAGACAAUAUACAACACGAACAGUACUUCAUGCUAACGGUCGUUCUAUUGUUAAUCGUAUUUGUAUGGAUCUCGGUGCUUUUCGCUUUACGGGUGGUUAAGAAAAUGACUGCGAUGAUGGGCUGUACAACCGAUCGAACACCGUGGUUAAACCAUGAGCUUGAUUUGGAAUACCAAGGAAUUGAAAUCUCGGAGGAUGAAAUACUGAUGAGUAGGAAGAAAAAUUAA